AUUAAUACCUGAACAGAUGGCAAGGUUAGAUGCUGUUUCUGCACCAAAGGAAAUACCAUUUCCAUAUUCUAUAUAUUCGAAUCUUGAGAAAUAUGUUGGUAAAGGAAUGCAAAUUCCUAACAAGUAUAAACCCGUUUUUAUGAUGGGUGCACAAGAAAAAUAUUAG
Messenger RNA from Racocetra persica, 166 nucleotides. The record is from the annotation of a GenBank genome assembly. Lineage: Eukaryota; Fungi; Glomeromycota; Glomeromycetes; Diversisporales; Gigasporaceae.